AUGGGCAGCCACGCGCGCAGCCCCGGGUGGGCAGCGCGGGACAAGCGCCCGGCGCCCGCCGCGCCCGCCGGCCCCCCGGACGGCCCCCCGGACGGCCCCGUGGACGGCCCCGCGGACGGCCCCGCGCCCGCCGCGGCCGUGCUGGUGCUGGCGGCCGGCUGCGCCCUGCAGCUGGCGCUGGACGGCGUGGAGCUGCUGCUGGAGCCCGCGCCCACGGCCGUGCUGCACGUGCGCCUGGGGGCCCGGAGCGUGCUGCUGGUGCCCGAGGCGCUGGGCGGCGCGCAGCCCGGCCUGCAGCCCGGCGCCCUGCUGCGCGGCCUGGGCCAGGUGGUGGCCGUGGAGCAGGCCUGGGGCGGCGCGGGCGCCCACCUGGAGCUGGUGCUGCUGCCCGGCGCCGACGCCGCGGGCCGCGGCGAGCUGGAGCUGCGCCCCGAGCCGCGCGCGCCGCCGCCGGCCUGGCCGGGGGGCGCCGGCCCCAGCCCCAGCCCCGAGCGCGGCCCCUACUGCAGCCUCGGCCUCGGCCGGCACCCGGGGACCCCCGGCCGCUCGUCGCUGCGGCCCCUGCCGCCCUCGCCCCCGCCCGGCGCCCCCGAGCGCCCCCCGGAGCGCGCGCUGGGCCCGCACCGCAGGGCGCGGCGCUGCCUCUUCCCGGAGUGA
This is a messenger RNA of Sorex fumeus (smoky shrew), 657 nucleotides long. RefSeq names its product proline-rich protein 23B-like. The record is from RefSeq and is a predicted model, not a curated record. The coding region runs from base 1 to 657 and encodes 218 amino acids. The transcript has a single exon. Lineage: Eukaryota; Metazoa; Chordata; Mammalia; Eulipotyphla; Soricidae.